Monosiga brevicollis MX1 is the source of this 5276-nucleotide messenger RNA. RefSeq lists its product as uncharacterized. Gene Ontology annotation, molecular function: guanyl-nucleotide exchange factor activity. The coding region runs from base 240 to 5276 and encodes 1678 amino acids. The transcript is spliced from 27 exons. The record is from RefSeq and is a predicted model, not a curated record. Lineage: Eukaryota; Choanoflagellata; Craspedida; Salpingoecidae. Gene Ontology annotation, cellular component: membrane; trans-Golgi network. Gene Ontology annotation, biological process: small GTPase-mediated signal transduction; endoplasmic reticulum to Golgi vesicle-mediated transport; vesicle fusion with Golgi apparatus.
AUGGAGGCGAGAGGGCAUAUGCAGGAGGUGGCGUUGGACGAUGCCGAGUAUGAUGAGGAUGGACGUGUGCACGAGGCGCAGGACGACGUGGCCUUUGUCGAUGUUGAUACCGAUGAGGGCGAUGCAGGGGAGCUUGGUGAGCUUGAGACCAAGCGAGCCAGCAGCCAAGGCGGAGCAAGCCCCCAGGGCUAUGGUCAAGCCACGCAGUAUCUCAAUUCACGGGUGGCUUUGGGUGGCUGAUGGAGCUGGACGAGGACGAGGAUGACGAGGACAGUCGGCGACCCCUCUUGGAAGAGCUGGACAUUGAUUUGCCCAACAUUAUCUACAAAAUUCGCUGUGUUCUCGUGCCUUUUGGCAUGGAUCGCUCACGUUUGCGCAAUGAUCCCGACUUUUGGGGUCCACUGCUUGUGGUCAUCCUGUAUGCCGUGUUUAGCCUCUAUGGUCAUUUAUCAGUGGUGUCAUGGAUCAUUACCAUCUGGAUGGUGGGCUCUAUUCUACUCUUUGUUCUUGGACGCGUGUUGGGGGGCGACACGGGCUUUGCUCAGACGUUGGGCGUGGUGGGCUAUAGCGUGUUGCCUUUGAUUCUGACUGCAGCGCUGGUCACCUUGCUGCCGCUGCCGGAGACGCUGCACGUCAUGCUCAAGGACGACAGGCAUAUGGAGAAGCCGGGUGGGCCGGGGGGUCGCGUUCACUGGCUGGAUCUGAUUUCCACUUGGCACGCGUGGAUUGGAUGUGUGGGAUUGGGUGACUGCAACGGCCGUGAGCAGGACGGGGUUGGUUGCGAGUCAGUCAUGGGCAAGGAGGAAGGACGAGAGCCCUCCGGGUCGGGGGCGGAGGAGGCGGUGUGGCGGUUACCCGAGACCACGGACGUGAAGCAGGUCAUGCCGCAGGUGCAGGCACAAGCACAGGCCGCCACCAAGCUACAGCAGCAUCUGAAUGGCCAGCAGAAGCAGUACGAGCACGACCUGGCCUUUUUGAGUAAGCUUUGCAAGCUCGAGCAGCAGCAUGCCCAGGCCAUGGCAGACUUGUGUCGCAAUUACGAGCGCACUGCUCCAAGCAUCAAUGCCUUCUGGUCCAUGGGCUCUUGGUCGCGAUCCAGCGAGGUCGCUGCCGAGGGACGAGCCGGACGCAGUGGAAGCGAUGCUGGUCGGAACAGUGGUGGUGGUGGUGGUGGUGGUGGAGAGGCUGGCAGCCCAGCACAUUCGUCCGAGAGAUCACACGUGACGCCCGUUCCAGGCGCUGCGGUGGAUCGGCCAGCCAUGAAGACGUUUGUGCAGGAGCUUCAGAGUCACGCCACGGUUCAGCUGGAGGCGAUGCGUGAGUGGGAGGCCGGGUGCUUGGAGCCCCUGACGGCUGCUCUGGGGGACAUGCGACAGACUCCCACGGCCAUGCAACUGGUCAACAAGCGCCUCGGCGCUUUGCAAAAACUCCUGACCAAGCUCGAGGUGGAGACAGGCUUGUACCGAUCCAAAAUGAUUGAACUACAGGAGGACGAGCUGCUCGCGGCCAGCGCCUACUUGCCCACUAGUGCCGAGCAUGCAAUCAUCAUGUCGUCGCAAACUCCGUAUCAAACGGAGGAGGGCGUCGGCACCCUCCCCGAUUCUGUCGAGGACGACCUGGCCGAGCCUGAUGCCACACCAGUGGUAUCAGCAGCCGAUUCUAAAGUCGCUGCCACGGCCACCGCCACGGCCACUCAGCCUGCUCAGCCGCGUCGCUUGCCCGACACACUGACAAUCCCAGGAGCCACGUCGUCGACCACGGCCCCGCCGCUUGUCCCUCUGACACCCCCGCAACGUCGGCGCAUUGCCAAGAUUCAAAGUCCAGCUGUCCAGGCCUCCACGCGCGAGCGCCACCUGCUCACCAAGACCUACCAGAAGCUGUUGGGUGAUUACCAGCAAGUGCAUGACGAGGUAUGGUUCGGUUGUGGCCCUACUCCCCACGAGUCAGCCAGCGGCCUGCUGAAACUAUCGCGGCCUGCUGAAACUAUCGUGGCCGCUCAUUUUCCACUUGCUCCUAAACGGGACCAGAGAGGAACGCAGGGUCACGCCAGCCUUAAUUUGUUACGGUUCAAUCACAAUGUCAUCCCUCCGACACAAAGGCAGAGAGACAGAGAGAGAGAGAGAGAGCCGCAGACCUCAGAAGAGAGACGGCAGCGGCAUGUCAAGCGACGAGCAUCCCAGCUGCCGCCCACAUCAAGCAUCAGGCACUGUGUGCAGCAGCUGACAACAAUUUCAUCCCACUCGCCCACUCAGUCCUGGCGGCAGAUAUCAUCACUCACUCGCCGGCUAUCAAGAGGUCUCCCAAAAACGCUUUUCUCAGAGGCUGCCACUUACUCGAGCACCGCGCGCAGCGACGCCUUGGUCCUGCCUGCAACCAGCCCCGUCGUCAUGAAUGGGAGCGCCACUCAACCUUUGCCAGCCCGGCAGACAUUGACGCCUCCCUCUUCUCCACGGGCCAAGCCCAAGCGCAGUUCAACGGACAUGACCAUCUUUGAUCAAUUCCUUCCUUUGCUUGCUCGCGACCUCGACGACGAUAUUGAGCGUCGAGCCUCAGGGGACGAGUCUGGCCGCAACAGCGCCAAGACAGUCACCGAUGACGUAGAGAAGCUGGGAGCCCAAGGCAAUGACCAAACUUCAGCCCAAAACCACGCUCAACCCCCAGCAAGCGAAAACGAGCACAACGAGCCCGUUGCCGACCAAUCCGUCCUUGCUUCACCCACCUCGCCCACCUCGCCCACCUCACCGACAUCGCCUUCGGUGCCCACCUCCCCGACUUCGCCCACUGCUCGCCCACAAUCCCCCGGCUCGCGUGGCUCUCGCAGCCCGCUCCCCGACGAUAAGCCACUGGAUGAUGUGCUCCGCCCUCGCUUUUCGUUGUCGCACAAGUCAUCCAUGACCACGCUGGAGGAAACUGAUGAUGAAGACGUUUUUGAAGAGGAAGACGAGGAAGAGGCAGCAGAGGCCCCUCCCAGCCCUACACAGCGUUGCGCGACAGACAGCGACGCUUCUACUCUCACGGCGUCGCCACUGCACCGCCCUUCGCUGGGCCCUAUGUUGAGCCUGAGUCAACAUGCCAGCAGCUCUGAGCUGCAGACCGCCAUGGACACCUCGGGGGCGUCGUCCGGCUCCAUGGGCGUCUCGAGCAGCUCUGCCAGUCCUAGUGCCGACGGACGUCACCUACCCAAGUCACCGCUGAACCCGGCCAGGUCUCGCUUUCGGUCUUCUUCGCCCUUGCGCGCCUCGCAAUCCGCCCCUCGCUCGGGCUCGGUCAGCGAACAGAGCAGCAGCACCUCGCUUCGCUCUGAGCAGUCGUACAUCUCCUCAGCGACUUCGGCCACCUCCCGCCGGCGCAAGCCCUCGCAAGCUCAAACCGAGGGUGAAGACUUUCUCGAGGUGACAACUGUGCGGGCGCUCAACUUUCUGAGCCGCGCCAAGGGACCCCAGCGCCAGGGCUUGCGCUACAUCCGCACCGUUCUCCGCCAUCAUCAAAAGUGGAUCACCUCCGAUGCACUGCUGCGGGGCAUGGUGCGCAUCUAUUGCAACGACGACCAAGACGAAGCUAUUGGCGCCGAUCGAGAUAGCGUGCGGCUCAGUGUCGUCACUUUUUGCACGUGGUGGGCCCGCGAGGCCAAUCUAGCUCAGGCCACGCUGCGCCGCAUUGAGCGCUUUCUCGAACAGCUUCCCACCAUGGCGGAUCUGACCAAGCCAGAGGCGCCCAACUUGCAUUUGGAGAGAAGCGACAUUUCCAUCGACUCUGAGGCCUUGGCCAAGCUGCUCUUCAGUCUGGAUCUUGAGUACUACAAGCGUGUCACUGUGGACGAUCUCUGGAGUGCCGAGCAGCCCAACGCAACGAUCAGCGCUUGGCGCACGUUUCUCAACAACGUCUGCUCCUUUGCCGCGGCCUCCAUCGUCCAUCACCAGGAUGCGCGCACGCGCGCCAUGUUCUUCUCUCGCUGGAUUCACACCUGCCAGCACCUCGUGCUCCAGGGUGACAUCAACAUGGCCCAUCGCCUCAUGUCCUGUUUUCACAGUCCCAUCCUGGUGCGGCUCACAGCCACGCGCCAUCACUUCUCCUCCGACACGACCACGGCCCUCAACAACCUGGCGCAGCUCUUCUUCGACUCGGAUGACGAGUUGUAUCUGCAGCAUCUGGAGAGAGCGGCUUGUGAUGAAACGCUUUUGUGCAUACCGACCCUGGAGCAUCUGGUGGCUGAUCUUCGAGCCCAGCGAGAGGCUGCUCAAUCAUCCCAAAAUCCUCACAAGGAUCUCGAGGGGUUGAUUGACGUCCAGACCGCGAUUGACGACUUUCUCAUGUUUCAAGUCCGCAGCACUGCCGCGCACAGGCAGCCUUCGCGCCUUCGAACGAAACUUAUUCACAUUCUUUCACAUGCGCCAUCUGAGGAUGCCUUGAUGGCCGCGUCCAACAUGUGCGAGCCCAGCAUUGUGCACAGCCUGCGCACCUACCGGGUACAAGGGCGUGAUGCCAUGAAACGAGCUUGCUGUGGCUCGAGCAAGCCCGAACUAUUUGCUCGAUGGCUGGCCGAUGGUCGUCGGCCCCUACUCUUUGACCAGCUUUCGCGCCAAGGCUUGAAUAUGCCAUCGAUGGAAUGUUCGCGGGUGGAGCUUGAGUUGCGCGUGCAAGAUUUGGUCACGCAGCUGUGGUCGAGCCUGUGGACCAACCGCAAAGCGGUGUCGGAAGAGGAUUGGGAGCUGUGCCAGCAGUUGGUCCCCUUGUUUCCGUCCUUUGCGGUCAUGGCGUCCAGCGCUGAUGCCGUGCGCCCCCAUGAUGUGGCACAGGUGCUAUACGAGGUUCACUUGUAUGGCAGCCAUCGUUGCAUGCCGCAUCUGUUUGAUCUCAGUCCUGCUCCAGCGUCACUGCUGGCAUGUGACCAUUGCCAACAGCCCAUCCAAUCGUUGUGUGCAACGUGCCAGGACUGCGAGCGCCAUGCCCAUGCGGAAUGCUCACUUUUCAUCAGCCGAAACUGCUCCGUGCUUUUCAAAGCCAAGCCCAUUUUGGCUGGUGCUGGUCGUCUCCAGCAAGCCGCUUCAUCUGCCGCCUCGAGCGUUGAGCGGCGUUCGGCAUCGAGUACUGUGCGCCACGAUUCCAUGGAUUCAGAUGGCUCAGCCAUGUCCAUGGAUUCAUCAACACCGCCGGCGCCCAUGCCAUCGCCCCUCACGAUGCGGUCGCACGGCAGUGGGCCACGCCGCAUGGUGAGCACGAUUGGCGGACAUCGCAUGCUGGCACAAAUGGAGGGGCAACGCCUCCGAGAUGCCUAA